Molecule: messenger RNA, 3857 nt
Organism: Mucor mucedo
Lineage: Eukaryota; Fungi; Mucoromycota; Mucoromycetes; Mucorales; Mucoraceae
Product: clustered mitochondria-domain-containing protein
Exons: 8
Coding region: 81-3812 (1243 amino acids)
Biological process (GO): intracellular distribution of mitochondria
Cellular component (GO): cytoplasm
Molecular function (GO): mRNA binding; protein binding
Source: RefSeq, a predicted model, not a curated record
AAAAAAAAAAAGCUCAACCCCUAGUUUUAUUUUUUUCUUUUUCUUUUUUUUUUUCUUCUUCACAUAUUUUUCUUUCUCCAAUGGCAGAAGUACAAGAAAAGGCACAACAAUUGACAGAAAACGUUGUCGAAGGUCAAGUCCCUGAAGAAGUUGAAGAAACUUACCAGUUGACUAUCAAGUUACCCGGAGACCUUGAUGAUAUUAAAAUCAUUACCAGUCCUCGUGAAACUGUUCAGGAUAUUAAACAAUCGAUUAUGGAAUCCCCUGAUACAUGUGCCAACUCAUGCUUUUAUUUAUCCUUGAACGGUAAGAGAGUCAACGACUAUUUGGAAUUGGGUGAAAUUGAAGGAAUUACACCUGAAAGUGAGCUUGUCAUGGUUGAAGAUAAAUACACUGAACGUGAUGUCAGACUUCAUGUGAGUCGUCUUCGUGAUUUAUUGGGUGGUCCUUACAAGCCCAACCCUUCCACCAUUGGUAUCGAUCCUGCCAUUUCCUUCUUGACAGCCAUCACUGGUGAAAUCGACGAAGAAAUCAACAACGAUGCCGAUAAAAAGAUGGACGAGUUAUUCUCUGAUGAACCUAUUCCCGAACACGCCUUUUCCAAGUUCAACAUGGACGAGCGUGCCAAACUCUCCAACAUUGUACCUGCCGAUUUCAAGCGUGUCGCUCCCGAAUGCAUCAAGAGUUUGACUCUUUCUGGCUGGAACCCUGUCCCCCACAGACAAAGAUUGAAGGGCGAUCUUCUUUAUUUGGCCGUUAGCACCUUGGAAGGAGAAAUCAUCCAUAUCACUGCUUCCACCAAGGGAUUCUUUGUCAACAAUUCAUCCAAUAACAAGUUUGAUGCUUCCCCUAGUACCACGAAGCGUGCUUCUGCUCAUUCUCUCAUCACGCUCUUGCAAAAGAUCUCUCCCUCUUUCCAAGCCAAGUUCAUUGAAUUGCAAGAUUUCAUCACACGCCAUCAUAUGUUGGAAGUCCUUCCUGUCAACACUUACUAUCCUAGUCAUCCUUGGGCUGUUGAGAACCCUCAAGUUCUAUUUGAUCCUUCCAGACCCUGUGAGACUUACUUGAACUCUGGUUCUGACGCUGUCGAAUCACUUCGUGACUGGAACGAUGAACUUCAAUCUCAUCGCGAGUUACCCAAGACCAUGUUACAAGAGCGUGUUUUACGUGAACGUUUGAUCACCAAGGUACAAGCCGAGUUCACUGAGGCUGCUGUACGUGGUGCUAUGGCUGUUGUCAAUGGCUCUGUCAUUCCUUUAAACCCUCUUGAGGCCGAAGAAUCUCAAAUGUUUGUCUAUAACAAUAUCUUUUUCAGUAAAGGUAACGAUGGUCGUGGUACUUUUGAGACAUUGGGUGCUGACGAGGCUGCUCAUGUGGCUACCGGUAAGGAUUUGGAAGGUGUCAAGAUCUUGAACAGUAUUGAUGCUGAGGGACUUUACACCUUGGCUAGUGUUGUAGUUGAUUACAAGGGUAUUCGUAUCGUAGCUCAAAGUAUCGUACCUGGUAUCUUCCGUCGUCAAGAUGAAAAUUCCAUUGUCUACGGUUCAGUUGAUAAUGGCGUUCAAAUCUCUUCCGAUCCUACUUUCCAUGAAGCCAUCGGUAAUGAUGUAGCUAAAGCACUUCAUUUGGCUGAACAUACCGUCAUCGAUGAAGCUGGAUCUGAAGUCAAGCUUUUCACUUCUCAGGAAACCAAGGGUCUUUUGGGCGCUGAUGGUCGUCGUUACAUGUUGGAUCUCUAUCGUUUGAACCCUGUUGAUAUCGAAUUUGUGGAUUCUGAGUGUGUUGAUAAGGAUGAUAUGCCUGCCUAUCCUCACAAGAUGACCUUGUUGAGACCUGAAUUAAUGAGUUUGUUCUGGGAGCACAAGUUUAGACAAUGGGUCAAGGCCAAGACCGAUCAAUUGAAGAAGGAAAGAGAUGCUGCCAAGCCUACUGCUGUUGAAGGUACCCCAGUGAAGACUGAAGAGGCCAAGACCGAAGAGGCCAAGACUGAAGAGGCCAAGACUGACGAAGUAGCUGCUCCUGCUGCUGCUGAACAAGAGGAAGAGGAAGAUUUCAAGAUUGAUGUGAAUGAAUUCAAGCUUACUUUCAACACUGAUGUGUUCACCUCUGCUAGACAACCCAGCGGUGAAGAAACCACACAACAAGAACAAGUGAUUCGUGAAGCCUCUAAGUUCUUGACAGAAGAGAUCCUCCCCAGUCUCGUUUUUGAUUUUGCAUCUUACACUAUUUCACCUUUAGAUGGAGAUGCACUUACCAAGGCUAUGCAUCGUCGUGGUAUCAACAUGCGUUAUCUCGGUAAACUUGCGCAAUUGGUGUCACUUAGCAAGGACAAGCGUAUUGAGCAUAUUCAUCAAUUGGCUGUACAAGAAAUGAUUGUGCGUGCUUCUAAGCGUCUUCUUCGUAAGUACCUUGUUGCAUGCCCCGUAGAAGAAAGUAGUCUCUGUAUUGCCCACUUCUUGAACUGUUUGAUCGGUACAACUUUCAACCCUAAGCCCACACCUGUCUUACCUGAAGGAAGCAACCGUAAUGAUUUUGAAUGGGCUCAAUUGACACCCGCUAUCUUAAAGACUUUAUUGGCUCAACAAGUGCUCCUUCGUUUCCGUUACAAGCUCUCUGAGGAUAGUGUGGAUCAACUCAAGUUCUUGCCUACACUUCGUGAACUCUGUAUCCGUACUGGUGUGCAAGUCAAUGCCCGUGAUUACCGUACCCAUGCUUAUACCGAAGAAGAACGUGCAGCCUUCACUGCUGAAGAUUCCGCUCAUCAAGCAGCACUUGAUCGUAAGAAGCAAGAGCAAUCUCAUGCUCGUGGUAAGAAGGCCAAGAAACAACAACAAGCUGUUACUAGCCGACCUACACGUCGUACCACGACAUUCAUCCCUGAAGAUAUUUUGAACUUGAUGCCUACUGUAAAGCAAGCUUCCUCCAGAAGUGUCUUUGCUGAAGAGACAUUUGAAGCUGGUAAGAUGAGUAUCUCUCAAGGUCAUCGUCAAUUAGGUUUGGAACUCUUGUUGGAAUCAUUGGCUUUACAUGAACAAACUUACGGUUUCUUACAUCCCGAGACGAGUAAAUGUUAUGCUACCUUGGCCAUGAUUUAUCAUCAUAGUGAAGAUCGUGAAUCUGCUUUGGAUCUUCAACGCAAGGCAGUGAUUUCUGCUGAAAGAACCUGUGGUAUUGAUCAUCCUGAGACCAUCCAUCAUUACUUGAACCUUGGUUUGUUUGAGCAUGCUGGUGGACGUACUAAACUUGCGCUCCGUUAUAUCCAACACGCCUUAUACUACUGGGAUCUUCUUUUCGGUCCCGGUCACCCCGACUCUGCCACAGCUGAUAACAAUGCGGGUGUAAUGCUUCAAUCGCUUCGUGAUUACAAGACAAGUACCAAGUUCUUUGAGAGAGCUUGUAACACACAUGAGAAUAUUUUGGGUAAAGACCACGUGUUGACAGCCACUGGUUACCAUGUACUUGCCAAGGCGUAUACUUUAGAAGGAGAAUUUCCCAAGGCCUUAGCAGCUGAAAGAAUUGCAUUUGAUGUGUUUGAUAAGAAGUUGGGAGCAGAAGAUCCUCGUACAAAGGAUAGUGAUCUUUGGUUAAAGGAAUUGACGCAAAAUGCAGUGAUGGUUGCACAACAAGCGCGUGAGGACCAAGCUAGAAGAGCCUCUAACGCAACCAAGACGAUCCCGGUUUCUGUCAAGGAAGAUACUCAGCCUGUUGUUGGUGAACUUCCCAUUGACCAAGUGUUACAGUAUAUUAAUGGACAAGGUGCUAAUGGUGGUGCACGAAAGGGAAAGAAGAAGAACCAAAAGGCUAAAAAAUAAGUCAAAAAAUUAAAAUAAAACGUAUCAUAAUUAGAUUCCCUUUCU